AGUUAGCAGCCAUGAAACUGAAGCAUUUUCUGUUUUCGAAGCUUGCGAACAGCAAUCUAUCGAGAUCCACGAGGGCAUUGCACUCCGUUUCACCUUCUAUUUGCAGAAAUUCGACCACUACAGCAAACUCCAUUGCUCUUUCCCUCCCUCCUCCAGAAGACUAUGGCUUCUUCUCCCUUGUCAAUAACCCUAAACCCUCAAAUUCCAUCCCUUUCUCCUUCAGAUAUCUUCAUUCUGCUCAAGGAUCCCAGCUCGAAGAUUUGGAUAGUGAAUCGGAUUCCAGGGAGGAGGAUGGACUCAUGAACGAAUUCUUGUCCCGAUUCGUUUGGAUAAUGCGCGGGAAACUCUCUGAAGUGUAUCCGGAUUGCGACAAACAGACCAUUGACAGUAUGCUUUUGAUCAUUGUUGAGAAGGUUGUUUCGGAGAUGGAGAAGGGCGACCUCGAGACGAUGCUUGGAGCCACCGCAAGCAUACCAUCGCUUGAUUUCAGCGAGGAUUUGUGGAAAACGGUCUGGGAGGUCAGCAAUUCGGUCCUCAGUGACAUUAAGAAGGAAAUGAAGAAGGAAGAGAUGAAGUGGUUUCUCCAAUCCGAAGAAGUUAAAGAGAUGUGCCGAUUUGCUGGCGAAGUGGGCAUUCGUGGAGACAUGCUCAGGGAGCUCAGGUUCAAAUGGGCUCGAGAGAAAAUGGAGGAAUAUGAAUUCUAUCAGAAUUUGGAGCAUGUGCGAGAAGAAGCCCGAGCCCAUGAAGAAGCAGAAAAAGAAAGCAACAAAGCCGACGGCACAGACGAGGGGAUUGUUAUGGAUGGAGAUGUGGCGCAAGAGAAACCCAAAAUCGUUGCUCUUCCACGGAGACGGGGGGAGAUUAAGUAUAGGAUUUACGGUCUUGAUUUGUCAGAUCCAAAGUGGGAUGAAGUGGCUGAUAGAAUUCACGAAGCAGAGACGCUCAUUACGCCUGAAGAACCCAAGCCAAUUAUUGGGAAAUGCAAGCUCGUUACUGAGAAAAUCCUCUCUCUGAAGGAGGAAGAGGAUCCGUCUCCGCUGUUGGCCGAAUGGGUAGAGCUUCUCCAACCAAGCAGAAUUGACUGGCUUACUUUUCUUGGCAAGUUGCAGGAACGCAAUAUGAGUUUGUACUUCAAGAUUGCCGAACUCGUUCUCAAUGAGGAGUCUUUCCAAACAAAUAUCCGUGAUUAUUCAGAACUCAUUGAUGCUCAUGCCAAAGAAAACAGAAUGGAAGAUGCUGAGAGAAUUCUGAAGAUAAUGGCUGAAAAGGGUAUCCAACCUGACAUCCUAACAUCUAUGAUCUUGGUUCACAUGUACAGCAAGGCAGGCAAUCUUGACCGUGCAAAGGUGGCAUUUGAGAGCUUAAGGAGUCUAGGCUUCCAACCGGACAUGAAAGCCUAUCAUUCGAUGAUCAUGGCUUAUGUGAAUGCAGGCCAACCGAAAUUGGGGGAGUCACUGAUGAGAGAGAUGGAGGCAAGAGACAUCAAGCCCACCAAGGAGAUAUACAUGGCAUUGUUGAGGUCCUUUGCUGAACGAGGCCAUGUUGAUGGGGCUCAAAGGAUUGCCACCACGAUGCAGUUUGCAGGGUUCCAGCCUAGUUUGGAGUCUUGUGCAUUGCUUGUUGAGGCGUACGGACAAGCAGGUAAUCCUGAACAGGCCAGGAGUAACUUCGACUAUAUGAUAAAAUUAGGACACAGACCUGAUGACCGGUCCACAGCUAGCAUGGUUGCAGCAUAUGAGAAGAAGAAUAUGUUGGACAAGGCCUUGGAUCUGCUCUUGCAGCUUGAGAAAGAUGGGUAUGAGCCAGGUGUUGCCACGAAUACCGUCAUGGUGGAUUGGUUUUGUAAGUUACAGCUGGUUGAUGAAGCUGAGCAGUUGCUAGACAAGAUUGCUGAGAGGGGAGAAGCACCACCUUUCAAGCUUCACGUGGGCCUUUGUAAUAUGUAUGCGAGGGCUGAAGAUGAGAAGAAAGCUCUUCAAGCUUUGCGAGUUGUGGAGGCUAAGAAGGAGCUCCUGGGAGCUGAAGAGUUUGAGAGGGUCAUAAAUGGUCUUCUGGUUGGUGGAUUAGCAGUGGAUGCUAAAAGGGUGCAUCAGCUGAUGGAGGCUCAGGGCUUCUCUCCAUCAGAGCCUCUUAAAGUGGCUCUCAUGGCAUCUCAAGCAUUUCGGCGCCAAAGACCCCCAACAAGAUGAUGGAUCCGGUGAAAGAAUUGGUUACAUUGUAAUAUUGGUAUGCAUUGCCAAAUUAAGAUCCCUGAUAUAUAUUAGUGGUUCCCAGAAUGAAAUGUUUUCUCUCUCUCUCUUUACUGCUACUACCAAGUUGGCCAAACUUUUUCAAACUUGUU
Messenger RNA from Telopea speciosissima, 2341 nucleotides. RefSeq names its product pentatricopeptide repeat-containing protein At2g32630-like. Bases 12 to 2189 code for a protein of 725 amino acids. The record is from RefSeq and is a predicted model, not a curated record. The transcript has 2 exons. NCBI's taxonomy places the organism in Eukaryota, Viridiplantae, Streptophyta, Magnoliopsida, Proteales, Proteaceae. Gene Ontology annotation, molecular function: protein binding.